AUGCAGCCGCUCGCCCCAGACCUUACGGCGCUCGAGCGCAUACGGCAGACAUUCGCACAGCCGGUCCUCGCGUCCUUUGUCGCAGGUGGUGUUGCGGGCGCGGUGUCAAGGACGGUUGUGUCGCCGCUUGAGCGGCUGAAGAUUUUGUUCCAGGUGCAGAGCGUGGGGCGGGAGGAGUACAAGAUGUCGGUUCCCAAGGCGCUGGCGAAGAUGUGGAGGGAAGAGGGAUGGAGAGGCUUCAUGGCGGGCAACGGCACAAACUGCAUUCGGAUAGUGCCGUAUUCUGCGGUGCAGUUUAUCGAGCAACUUCUGGAGCAACAUCUGAAGCGAGUGGAAGAGGAAGAGAAUGACUCGGCGAGCGUCCUACGGCAACAAGGAACACAACUGACCUAUCCUCAGUUCUUCGAAAGCGAACCCGGAGCACCCCUCGACGCAUACCAACGAUUGCUCUGCGGUGGCCUCGCCGGCAUCACCUCCGUAACAUGCACAUACCCGCUCGACAUCGUGCGAACACGCCUGUCCAUCCAAUCCGCCUCAUUCUCAAGUCUCAAGCGCGCAGAAGGCGAGAAGCUACCCGGCAUGUGGUCCCUCCUAGUAAACAUGUACAAAACCGAAGGAGGCUUCCCAGCUCUCUACCGCGGUAUAAUUCCCACCGUCGCCGGCGUCGCACCCUACGUCGGCCUCAACUUCAUGGUGUACGAAAUGGCACGGACAAAAUUCACACCCGAGGGCCAGAAAGAUCCCUCCGCGAUAGGCAAACUGGGCGCUGGCGCCGUCUCGGGCGCCGUGGCGCAGACAAUCACAUACCCCUUCGACGUGCUGCGGCGGCGAUUUCAAAUCAACACCAUGAGCGGCAUGGGAUACCAGUAUUCGGGCAUUUUCGAUGCGGUCAGCUCGAUUGUGCGCACCGAGGGCGUCCGCGGCAUGUACAAGGGCAUCGUGCCUAACUUGCUCAAGGUCGCGCCUAGCAUGGCGAGUAGCUGGCUCAGCUUCGAAAUGACGCGGGACAUGCUCAUGGGCAAGUGGAAUUCGGGCUUCUUAUAG
Parastagonospora nodorum SN15 is the source of this 1044-nucleotide messenger RNA. RefSeq lists its product as hypothetical. NCBI's taxonomy places the organism in Eukaryota, Fungi, Ascomycota, Dothideomycetes, Pleosporales, Phaeosphaeriaceae. Bases 1 to 1044 code for a protein of 347 amino acids. The transcript is spliced from 2 exons. Gene Ontology annotation, biological process: transmembrane transport. The record is from RefSeq and is a predicted model, not a curated record.